Messenger RNA from Fonsecaea erecta, 2502 nucleotides. RefSeq lists its product as hypothetical. Gene Ontology annotation, biological process: nuclear polyadenylation-dependent snRNA catabolic process; nuclear polyadenylation-dependent snoRNA catabolic process; nuclear polyadenylation-dependent CUT catabolic process. The record is from RefSeq and is a predicted model, not a curated record. Gene Ontology annotation, molecular function: nucleic acid binding; nucleotide binding; 3'-5'-RNA exonuclease activity. NCBI's taxonomy places the organism in Eukaryota, Fungi, Ascomycota, Eurotiomycetes, Chaetothyriales, Herpotrichiellaceae. Gene Ontology annotation, cellular component: nucleolus; nuclear exosome (RNase complex). The transcript is spliced from 2 exons. The coding region runs from base 1 to 2502 and encodes 833 amino acids.
AUGGAUUUGAAUGCGGACUUCAAGUCCUUUCAGAAUCUCGUCCAAGCCUCUCUCAUCGAUGUGACGAGGAGCGCAACCCAGGUGUCCAACCAAGAUUUGGGCUUCCAUCGCUCCUCCAGCGACAAAAUAUCGCGCGCCCUCGAUCGCCAAAAUGCCCACCUUCUACGCCUGACGAACAAACUCCUCAAGGCUGCCACGCAGGACACAUCACUCAAACCGCCCACGCUGCAAAAUCAGGACAGCGUAGAGGACAAUUGGCGCGGAAUUGUCGACGUCGUCGAUGGUCUUCUUGAGAAAGCUGACUCGUCGCUCGAUGAGUUCUCUGGCAUUUUUAAACCGCAGAAUGCAGCUCCCCAAGAUUCCGAACCCUCUUCCAUGUCUACAAAGACAGGUCUGGGUCUGCAGAGAUGGGCUGCAGGCAAUAUUCAAAAACCUCAAACCUUUUUCGAGAGACAGGUGAACAAUUCUGACUCGACUCCGUUCAAGCCUUUGCUUCAGACGAAGCCUCAUGCUCUUGUUCCGCUCGAAGAAAGCAUAGGAAAUGAGGAGACAGGAUACCGACACCCUUAUGCACAAGAAAUCGAACGUUACCAAUAUCCGCCUACCGUCUACAAGUUCAAGCAGCCGAUAGCGUUUAGGCCUAUCGACGAAAGCGAGCACAUCUUCGUUGACACAGAAGAAGGUGUCCUGGACAUGCUAGAAGAGCUUAAAGAUGCCGAUGAGAUCGCAAUUGACCUCGAACACAAUGACAUGCGCUCCUACGUCGGGAUGGUCUGUCUGAUGCAGAUCAGCACGCGCAAAAAAGACUGGAUUAUUGAUACACUCAAACCAUGGCGUGAGAAGCUGCAGAUUCUUAACCAGGUUUUCGCAAACCCAAAGAUCUUGAAAGUGCUACACGGUUCAAACAUGGACGUCAUCUGGCUGCAACGCGAUCUGGGCCUGUAUAUCGUUGGCCUCUUCGACACAUACCACGCAGCUUGCGCCUUGCAAUUUCAAGGGAAAGGUUUAAAGCACCUCCUUUUCCAGUUCGCCAACGUCCAUGCUCAAAAACAGUAUCAGCUCGCGGACUGGCGGGUACGACCUCUCCCAAAAGACUUGGUCGAUUAUGCUCGCUCGGACACACACUAUCUGCUGACCAUUUACGACCAUAUGCGAAACUUGCUUGUCAAUGGAUCGUCGCCCAAUGUCAACCUUACAGACUAUGUCCUGAUGCAGUCGAAGAAAGAAGCCCUCCAAGUCUACACUCGACAAAAGUAUGACCUCGAAACAGGUGGCGGCCAGCUUGGCUGGUUUGCAAUGCUCACCCAGAGAUAUAUCAAUCUCAGCAAAGAGCAGCUCGGAGUCUUUCGUGCUCUACACGCAUGGCGAGACCGUAAAGCAAGAGAGUUGGACGAAGGCAUCCAAUACAUCCUGCCCAACAAGACAUUGUGGCGUGUCGCUGAAAACAUGCCAACUUCAGUAUUCAAUUUCCACCAGACCUGCAGAGGCGACUCGAAGCUGGUCUCGGAUCGUAUUCCUGAGAUUAUUGAGGUCGUCAAGCAGGGCAAGAUCGAAGGUAAGAACGGCAAGUCACGAGAAGAGUUGGUACAGCACUGUGAAACAGUCCUUGGCCUGAAAGCCGUCCGACCACGGGAGAAAAAGCAACAUCCGCAGAGCACAUAUUCCGGGCUGGGCGCAACUUUAAAGCAAUUGGCUGCUGGCCCCAUCUCGGCGUCGCCAGACCACGUUGAUCUGACGCCUGCCGUGAAUAGAUCGUCUGCUUCAAUGUUCUGGGGCGGUGUGACACCACAAUGUCAACGGUCCUCAACAGAUAUUACAAUUGCAACUGCAGCACUGUCGUCAAUGGUUCCGCUUCGGCUGCUCGCCACCACCGAAGAGGCCGCAAAGGCUGAAGGAGCCCUGGUUCAGCCUGCAUCUGAAUCGGCCUUGACCAAACCAACCAAGGCACUCCAUCCAGAGGCCCCCACGGCAAAAGAUCGCCUUCGCUCCAAAGACGACGAGAUCUUCACGCUCAACGAGUUGUCGCGUUCAAAGGGCAAGAAGCGAAAGACAGACGACUCUCACCAAGACGCGAGCGACGAUGGCCUGACUGUUAUUGUUUCCCACAAUGGCAAGAUGAUCGGUGUCGCCAAAGGAACCACGACAGCUGGCGAUGAGGCAUUCUCAACUUCUCCUUCAUCCCAAUUCCCUUCAUCAACUUCUACAUUCCUCUACCCGGAAGUAGAGGCGAAACGUGAAGCGAAGAGACGGAAGAAGGCCGAGAAAAAGGCUCUCAGGGAUAGUCGAAAAGCUGCAGAAGAUGCUCAAGCACAAGCCACAGAGCCGUUUGAUUACGCCUCUGCGCCGUCCUUGUUUAAACCUAGCCUACAGUCAUCAACACAGCAGGGACAGGAGAGGAAGGUCAUAAACCCUUUUGCCAAGGCGUUGGACACGAGCACCGGAGCGAGACGAGCGAAGAUGGGCAAAGAGCUGCCGGGCAAAAGCAUGACUUUCAACUCUUGA